Messenger RNA from Anopheles aquasalis, 1861 nucleotides. RefSeq names its product maltase 2-like. Gene Ontology annotation, biological process: carbohydrate metabolic process. The record is from RefSeq and is a predicted model, not a curated record. Lineage: Eukaryota; Metazoa; Arthropoda; Insecta; Diptera; Culicidae.
CGUACGAUAGUAACCAGUAGUGAGCAGCAACGAUGAAGCUAGAACGUGUUUGGAUCGCUUUUCUGGUGAUCGUUCCCCUGUGUGUCCUGUGUGAGCCCGUGGUCCGCGAUUGGUGGCAAAAGGCGGCCUUCUAUCAGAUAUAUCCGCGAUCGUUUAAGGAUAGCGAUGGUGAUGGAAUCGGUGAUCUAAAUGGGAUUACCUCGAAGCUGCCAUACCUAAAGUCGAUCGGUGUGAAAGCGUUUUGGCUCUCACCCGUUUACAAAUCGCCGAUGGUGGACUUUGGUUACGAUAUAUCCGACUUUCGAGAAAUACAAGAGGAGUACGGUACGAUGGCCGAUUUCGAGCGAUUAGUAGAGAGUGCCAGGCUGCUGGGUUUGAAGGUGAUCAUGGAUUUUGUGCCAAACCAUUCGAGUAAUCUGCACGAUUGGUUCAUUAAAUCGGAGAACAAGGUGGCCGGUUAUGAGGACUACUACGUCUGGGAGGAUGGUAAGCCGAAUCCGGCCGGUGGGCGAAAUCUACCACCCAACAAUUGGAUUCAAGCAUUCCGAGGAAGUGCGUGGCAAUGGAGUGACACAAGGAACCAGUACUAUCUGCAUCAGUUUACUGUCGAGCAGCCAGAUCUUAACUAUCGCAAUCCAAGGGUGGUGCAGGAGAUGAAAGAUAUCCUUACAUUCUGGCUGGAUAAAGGGGUCGAUGGGUUUCGAAUCGAUGCCGUUCCAACGCUGUACGAAGAUACUCAGCUACGGGAUGAGCCAGCGAGUGGUCUGACGGAAGACACGGAGGAUACAAACUAUCUGCUCCAUAUCUACACCCAAGAUUUACCCGAAACCGUCGAGAUGGUGUACGAAUGGCGAGAGUUGGUGGAUGCGUAUCAACGGGAGCAUGGUGGGGACACGAGAGUCAUCAUGACGGAAGCGUACUCUUCGUUAGAAAUCAUCCAAACCUACUAUCAAAGCGCGAGUGGUCGCUUGGGAUCGCACAUGCCGUUCAAUUUCCGCAUCAUCACCGAACUGAACGAACAAUCGAAACCUUCGGAUUACGUGAAGGUGGUUCAGGAUUGGAUGAGCAUCGUCCCGGCUGGCAAUGUCCCUAAUUGGGUGAUGGGAAAUCAUGAUCGUCCUCGGGUUGGUACUCGGAUGGGAGUGAAUCGUAUCGAUGCGUUAAACAUGAUAUUGCUCAGCUUAUCGGGGGCUAGUGUUACGUAUCAGGGAGAAGAGAUUGGAAUGACGGAUGGCGUUAUCUCGUGGGAGGAUACUGUGGAUCCUGCGGCAUGCAACGCCGGGAAGGAUCUGUAUGCCGAAAAAUCACGUGACCCUUGUCGAACACCGUUUCAAUGGGACACUUCUUCGAUGGCAGGAUUUUCAACGGCACAGCGCACAUGGCUUCCAGUCGGUCCACUGUACAUGGAAGUGAACGUGCAGGUUCAGGAAGCGGCCGAGAAAAGUCAUCUGAAGGUGUACAGAGCGAUGAUGGAACUGAGGAAAACAAAAACCUACCAACUCGGAACUGUAAAAGCUGUCGCAUUAAGCGAUACCGUGUUGGCCGUGGUACGAGAGUUGCAGUACCAUAAUACCUACAUUACUCUGACCAAUCUGGGCGAUAAUAUAGAGGUGGUCAAUGCGGUCGCACUUGCCCAAACUCUCCCGAGUACGCUCCGUUUCGAAGCGGUCAGCGUGGGAUCGCACAACAUUCGCGGAGGAACGGUGGCCACGAAGGAUAUUGUGCUGCUGCCCAAUGAAGCGUUCGUACUGAAAGGAUACCUUGCACCGGUAGAGAAAUUGUAUUCUUCCAUUUGCGAUCUCUGGCUUGGUUAAAUAAAAAUUUACCCACGUGUUUCCACGAGUUUGCCGUUGAACGAUAA